UUCUGAAACUCUCUCGUGAGUCGCAAAAACUUGACAACAAUUGGCAGGUGAUAUUGUCGUGUAACGCCUUCUUCAGCCUUAAGCUGUCCAUCUGUACGGUCUUCCCGUUCCUUCUUUAUAAAAAAAUCUCAACUCUUCACCACUUACCCAAACUUCUCUCUCUCUCUCUCUCCUUCCCUCUUCUCUCUGUUCUUCGAUUUGCUCUGUUCUUGAUUUGCUCUGCUUUUCCUCUGUUUCUGUCUUUCUUGUUUUAGUUGGUUUGUUCUGUCCAAAGAUAUCUCCUUUUAGAGAGUGAGAGCAGUCAAAUGGAAUCUACUGAGCUACACGACAUGGAUUUCAUAUCAAAUCCCUUUACUUCCUUCUCAGAGCCAAGUUUCUUCACUCCAAGCACAAGCUCCCUCUCCGACGAACCAGAUUCACCAAAGCCACAGAACGAAGACGAAGAUGACUACAUCACCGAGUUGACUCGUCAGAUGACAAACUAUAUGCUUCAAGACGAUGAGAAGCAUCAAAAGUCUCGUAGUGGUGGUGGCUCUGGCUCGCCGCAGUCAACUCUGUGGUCACCAUUUGCUUCCGGUUACAGCAGCCCUAUUGGUCCUUCACGUGAACCAUCGCCGCCGCUAACUCCAACGGUGGAGACAAUCAUGGCGAAGGUCGAUACAAAACCUGUGACCAUCCCUUUUCAAUCAAAACAAGCUCUAAUCGAUGACCAGAUCCGAUCUAUUCAAGCAAACUUCCAUAAGAUCAAGAAGGAGAAAGAGAAAGAGAAGAAACGAAACGAUGACGUUAUGAGGAACAAAGCAAGGAACUACCAGCAGCAGAGACCCAGGUCGGGGGUGAAGGCGGUGUUCGUUGACGGGUCGGGUUCAAGAACCGGCGGGUCUGGUGGAACCGGAGUGUUCUUGCCACGUAGUCAUGGUACUGUUAUGGAGCCACGCAAGAAAUCAGGGUGUUCAACAGUUAUAAUACCAGCAAGAGUAGUUGAAGCUUUGAAAGUUCACUUUGACAAAUUGGGUGUUCCUUCUACAUUCUCUUCUGAUAUCCCUCCUUUUCAUGAUGCUUUGUUGGUGUCCAUGAAGAACCAAAGUAACAAGAGUAGUUCAUCAUCUCGGCCGGUACGAAGUGCAUCACCGUACGUGGUGGAGAUGUCAGCCGAGAGCCGCCAAGAACCACAAGCGGAUUUGCCUCAGGAGUGGACGUACUGAUCAAACAUUGGCACAUGCUUUUGGUUGCUUGCAGUGAUAGGUUUUCAUAAGGUAGGGUCUUCGGAUUGAAUAUCGUCUAGUGGGUCAAAAAUAAAAACAAAAAUAAAAUGCUUUCAAAAACCAUUAUUUUUUUAUUGGAAAUAUAUAGAUUUUAUAGUUUUGUGAUUUUUUUUUCUUUUUAUUAUUGUGAUAAAAUCAAUAAUUCUUGUGAUAAAGAACAAUAAAUUGUACAUGUAUAUAUAUGUAUUCAUAUAUAUCGCAUGUCUUAUUGUAAUAAAGGAUUGUUUUUUUUUUCCUAAUGUAAGAUUCAAAAUUCCUUGUAAUAAAAGCAUUACUGCAUA
Messenger RNA from Capsella rubella, 1546 nucleotides. RefSeq lists its product as uncharacterized. The transcript is spliced from 5 exons. The record is from RefSeq and is a predicted model, not a curated record. Lineage: Eukaryota; Viridiplantae; Streptophyta; Magnoliopsida; Brassicales; Brassicaceae. The coding region runs from base 306 to 1205 and encodes 299 amino acids.